AUGAAACUAUCAAUCACCGUACUGUCAUCAAUCCUUGCUAUCUGUUCGGUCACAAUUGCCAAUCCAACUGAUCCGAGUUCGACCAUGAGUGCUGAAGCUAGCACUCCAACAGCCUCUACAAGCGCAACUCCAGCUGGUGGAUCUGACUCUCCAAAAUCUCCUAGCAUAGAUGAAUUUAAGAAAUAUUGCGGUCAAUUUGAUGCUACUGAACUGUCGUCGAUUGAAGAAAUUGCAAAAUCUCGGAUUAAAUCCAUGAAAGCGUUUAAACUACUUGAAAGUCAACGUUUUGAUGCUGAUAUUCAGGAAAGAUUGCUUGCUAAAAAGAAGGAAAAGCUCGAGAGUAUGAGUCAAAUUCCGAGUCGGAAAUUGAGUUCUGCUAAAACCGAUUAUGAGUAUAAUCGUCAACGUUGUGAAGGAUCCAGAUAUUAUGCAACUGAUUACGUUUGGAAACUUUUGGAUAGGACGGAAGAAAAUAAAGAGUUGGCGACCAAACUUACAAGCCAUUCUUCAUUUGGAGUAUCACUGAAUGAUUAUUAUAGUUCACCGAAAUCAGUUUACGGAUAUCGGGAUUGCCUCGAGUAUUUCUACAAUCGCUUAUCACAAUGA
Molecule: messenger RNA, 606 nt
Organism: Batrachochytrium dendrobatidis JAM81
Lineage: Eukaryota; Fungi; Chytridiomycota; Chytridiomycetes; Rhizophydiales
Exons: 1
Coding region: 1-606 (201 amino acids)
Source: RefSeq, a predicted model, not a curated record